AUGAACUACGCUACAUCUCCAGUACCGACCCAAGCACCACUGCCUGCUCACAUGAAACGCGGGACACUUGCUUUUCAAAUCAGCCCAGUCCGCGCUCUGAGGAAGCAGCGAAGCAUGCACUCUCUCCGUCGGCAGAUGGCUGGUGGGGUCGAUCGCAAAGCUUCUGCUGCGUCGCGAGGGCAGAAGUCGACUCGAUCAGACAGUGGCGAAACUAUCCAGGUCCUCAUGUCAACACCGGAACACCCGCCGCCGGUCCGUUCUGCCACACUGAGCUCGGCUACUUACCAGCCACAUUCAGACACCGCAUCAUGGCAGACCACCAUCGUCAGACCGCCUCCCAACCAUCAACCCCCGACCGACAGCUCGAAUCCGCUGACCUCUCCUGAUCCACAAUCGCCAAUACCCCAAGACCAAACUCCCACCCGUCCAGGCAAGAACUCCAACGUUCCACACAUCGGCGCAACCCUCGGCCUCCGCAGUCCCUAUUCUCCCAGCAACUUUCAGCCUAAUCCCAACAGCGCACGACUCGCCGUUCCAGAUGGAUUGGCCGAAGACGACCGAAGAAGGAAGAUGGACAGUCUAUGGCCUCCGGCAGCCGCACGAGAAGAAGCCGAUGGCGGUAAGAAGUGGAGGAUGACCGCCGCGACGACUUUUGAGGGAUUCAUGGAGAAGGCGGGUUUGAGGAGGAGUGUGCUGUACAUGGGUCCGGUUCCGAGGGAGUGGAAUCGGUGA
Zymoseptoria tritici IPO323 is the source of this 732-nucleotide messenger RNA. RefSeq lists its product as uncharacterized. The record is from RefSeq and is a predicted model, not a curated record. The transcript has a single exon. The coding region runs from base 1 to 732 and encodes 243 amino acids. Lineage: Eukaryota; Fungi; Ascomycota; Dothideomycetes; Mycosphaerellales; Mycosphaerellaceae.